Alternaria ethzedia is the source of this 447-nucleotide messenger RNA. RefSeq lists its product as uncharacterized. Bases 1 to 447 code for a protein of 148 amino acids. Gene Ontology annotation, molecular function: protein phosphatase inhibitor activity. The transcript is spliced from 3 exons. NCBI's taxonomy places the organism in Eukaryota, Fungi, Ascomycota, Dothideomycetes, Pleosporales, Pleosporaceae. Gene Ontology annotation, cellular component: cytoplasm. The record is from RefSeq and is a predicted model, not a curated record.
AUGAACCCGCACCAGCAGAACAAGGUCGAUGUCAGCAAAAUGUCGGAGCAGGAGGCCAAGCUCUUCCGUCUCUACGGCAAGCUGCCCAACAAGAAGGACUUGCUCCAGAACAAGCUGAAGGAGCGCAAGUACUUCGACAGCGGCGACUACGCCCUCUCCAAGGCCGGCAAAGCUGGUGACGUCGGCGUCACCCAAGUCGGCCGCGAGCACCCCAACCCCGAAAAGAUCCCACACAUCGCCCCGCCCACGCCCACCGGCCAGAACGGCAACGGCAAUGGCAACGGCCACAGGGACAGCGUCACCGCCAACGGUCAAGGCGAGUUGGCAGGCAGCCCCGUCAAGGAACACACCUUCCUGCACCGCGAGACGAGCCUGAACCGCGAGACCUCCGCGUCAGACUUUGAGAACAACGAGAACGUCGAGGAGGGCGGCGCAGUCAAGGCAUAG